AUGUUUAUCUAUAUUAUUAUAAUAUUUAUAUUAUUUUCAAUUGUUAAUGGACAAAAAUUAGAUAAGUCAAGAAGUGUAUGGGUAGAACAAGGACUUGUAAGAGGGCAAAUUUAUAGAAUUGCAUCAAAACAAAUACAAAUAUUUAGAGGUAUACCAUAUGCUGAACCACCAAUAAAAAAUUUAAGAUUUAAAAAACCUAUAAAAAAAUCAAGAUGGGAAAGAGAAUAUUCUGCUAUUGAAUAUGGUCCACCAUGUAUUCAAUUUAUGGAUUUUCAUAAAUCUGAUAGAUAUGCUGGUGUUAAUAUGAAAAGAGAAAGUGAAGAUUGUCUUUAUUUAAAUAUUUUUUCACCUUAUAAUAAUGAGGAUGAAUCUAAAUUACAUCCAAUAUUAGUAUGGAUUCAUGGUGGAUCUUUUCAUGCUGGUUCUGCUGAUACUGGAAUUGAUAUGGAAAGUGUGGCAAAAAAUAUUGUUUUUCAUGGUGUAACAUUAGUUACAAUAAAUUAUCGUCUUGGCCCAUUAGGUUUUAUGUCUAUUAAUUAUGGUAAUUAUGUUGAGGGAAAUUUUGGUGUAUAUGAUAUGGUAUUAGCAUUAGAAUGGAUUCAACAAAAUAUUAAACAAUUUAAUGGUGAUCCAUCAAAAGUUACUGUAAUGGGUGAAAGUGCUGGUUCAGCUGCUGUUUCAGUAUUAGCAGUAUCACCUAUAACAAAAGAUCUCAUCCAUCAAGCUAUAACAUUAUCAGGAAGUAGUUUAGCACAAUGGGCUAUUCAUAGAUCUGGUCCAUCAAAUUAUGAGAUGAGUAAUAUUGCUGAUUAUAUUAGAUGUAAUAAAUUAAUUGGUGAACAUGAUGUUGCAGAAUUUCUUAAAACAGAAUUAGUUGAAUCAGGUGAAGAAAAAGUUAAAAAAUGUAAUUUACAAACAGUUAUACCUGAUUGUCUAACAAAUGGUGAAGAAUUAAAUACUAUAUCAAUGUUUAAAUGUUUUCAAAAUGAAGUUUUUUUUAAUGAUAGUAAUUUUAGAAAAAUAAUUGCUAAUGAAUUAGGUGUUAGUAGGAUGGUUGUUGAUGGAUAUCUUAUUACUGAUAAUAGUUAUAAUUUUAUUUUGGAUAAUGCAAGAAUACCUUUACUAGCUGGUGUUGCUAAAAGAGAAUGGGCACAUAAAAAAGGACAUUGGUAUAAUCUUAUUCAACUAACUAAUAUUACAAAAGAGGCUGUUGAAGAUAGGGUAAGAAGAACAAUAGAUGAAAAUUUUAAGCUUGGUUUAACUCAUAAAAUUGCCAAUUCAACAAUAGCUUUAAUUGCUAAUGCUACAAUGUUAAAAUAUAUGGAUGGUAUUAAUUUUAGUUAUUCUGUAGAUAAUAUUGUUAGAAAAUUACAAGAAAUUGAAGCUGAUAUUGAUUUUGUUGCACCAUGUCAGGCAGAAAUUGAUGCAUAUGCUGAAAAAAAUAUAAGUGUAUUUGCAUACUCUUUUGAUUAUGUUCCCCAAGGAGCUAUUAUUGAGGAAGGAAUAAAAUUAUAUCCAGCUUUAUCAAAUAAAACACAAAUAAAAGUUAGGCGUAAUCAUACAAGUACCAGUGAACAACCAUUAGAAGCAUUUCAUGGUCUUGAUCAUUCAUUUAUUUUUACUCAAGGAUAUAGUGCUAAUUUUCAAAUUGAACCAUUUACAAAAAGAGAUAAAGCUAUGAAUAAAUUAUUAACAAAAAUGUUAACAAAUUUUGUUAAAACAGGAAAUCCAAGUACAGAAAAAUUUAAUUGGUUACCAUUUAAAACUAAUGAAAAAUCAUAUACAUCAAUUAAUAUACCAUUAAAAAAAAUACAUGGUGAUAUACAUUGGCCAACACCAAGUUUCUGGAAUAAAGAAGCUAAAAUGUUAGCAGAAUAUGUUAAAAAAGAAUCAAAAGUUGUUGAUGAACCAUUAACAGCAUUAAAUAUUGAGGAACGUAUACAAUUAAAUGCCUAUCGUCGUGCAUGGGUUGCAUUAUGGGUAUUUGUUAUAGUGGUAGCAUUGUUGAUUUGGCUAUGUAUUAUUUGUAUAUUUUUUAAUAAAAGUCGUCAUGGAAUUUUUACAUCCAGACCAUAUGAUAAUAUUAUAAUUAAUCAUUAA
Messenger RNA from Strongyloides ratti, 2100 nucleotides. RefSeq names its product Carboxylesterase, type B domain-containing protein. Gene Ontology annotation, molecular function: hydrolase activity. The coding region runs from base 1 to 2100 and encodes 699 amino acids. The transcript has 3 exons. The record is from RefSeq and is a predicted model, not a curated record. NCBI's taxonomy places the organism in Eukaryota, Metazoa, Nematoda, Chromadorea, Rhabditida, Strongyloididae.